Messenger RNA from Alnus glutinosa, 615 nucleotides. Its product is annotated as disease resistance protein Pik-1-like. Lineage: Eukaryota; Viridiplantae; Streptophyta; Magnoliopsida; Fagales; Betulaceae. The transcript is spliced from 3 exons. The record is from RefSeq and is a predicted model, not a curated record. The coding region runs from base 147 to 557 and encodes 136 amino acids.
CGUUCGAUCAGUUCCUACAAUAACAAGUACUUAACAACACAAUUAAUUCUAGCUAGCUACUUUCUUUUUAUAUAGAUAGCUAGCUACUUUCAAUCUCUUCACCAUUCUCUCUCCCCUACAAUCAUAAUCACAAAUUAACCAACACCAUGAAGCAAAUUGUGGUGCUCAGGGUGUCCAUGGAUGGGCAGAAGUCUUUUUUCUGUAUUAUGGCCGGACAGGAGGCCCGCACCAAAGCCAUGAAGAUUGCAGUUAGCGUUCCAGGGGUGGAAGCAGCAAGUUUGAAAGGGAACGACAAGGACCAGAUAGAGGUGAAAGGGGAAGGGAUUGACACCGUCAAACUUACGAAGUUGAUCCGGAAGAAAGUGGGGCAUGCAGAUAUAGUAAGCGUGGCGGAAGAGAAGAAAGAAGAUAAGAAAGAAGAGAAGAAAGAAGAUAAAAAGGAUGGGGCGGCAGUGCAAGUGGUGUGGCCGUACGCGAGUGGUGUGCCUAAUUACCACCCAAUCUAUCACGAGAUGAACCAGGAGUACCCCUACAAUCCUUCCUGCUCCAUCAUGUGACUAUUUAUUUAUUUGUCAAUAUAUAAUAGGGAGAGUACGUAGCCCGUUUAGUAAUCAA